UAGCUGAGGAUUGAGUCCACUCCACGUUAUACCAUCACAAUGAGUGAACCAGCGUUCCCCCUGUCCGUGACUGUCACGUUGGAACGGUCCCUAGAUAGCGAUGUUCGAAAGAGCUUGGACCGCUUCAUGAAAAGGAACUCCCGUGUUGUGUCUGAGACCACUUUAAACAGCGGUCAGACGUGGAACCAAGACGCUGUCCGUAGUACAGAAUUUAAAGUACAGCCACGGAAUGCCAACGAAUAUGACACGACAGAAGAAUUGUUCUGUUUCCUGCGACUGGAAUGGUGCAAACUCGGUCACUGUAUAUUCGGACUUGGAUGGCUUACUCCCGAAGAGAAAACAGGUGUUUUUGACAAAACCCAGAGAAACACUCCCACUCACUCUGAUAUUGCACUGAAAACAUUUGCCCUGGGUGCUUUUCGAGAGAGAAGUACAUUCAUCAACCACUAUGACGUGUCAGACCACGACUCUGGGUCUGAAGACGACUCGAGAGGUCUUGAGAGACAGGUGACCUUUGAACAUGACCGGAGACAGCUUGUGGUUCACUUCAAGCCAUGCGAAGACGAAGAUCUUCACAAGUUCGAAGUGGAUUAUGACAACCUGGAGGAUUACAUCCUUGUCGACGACAGCGAUGCACAGACAGAACUGUACCUCUUCCUCAAACAUCCACUAAAGGUAUUCAGGGCGACCGAUCCAGGCAACGACUGUGGUGUUGACAGGAUUGACUCCGUUAAUACGAAGACAGUUUGGAGGCGUACCACAUCAUUUGCAGGAUGCACACGUCGAGAUCUUGGAUAUUCUUCCUGUCUCCAGUUGGUUAUUGAAAAUAAUGAUACCGUAAACUCCCAUGCUGUCCUCAGCCGCCUGUGCCAGAGUUGUGGCUUCACAGCAAACUAUUUGUCCGUGCACUGUAUCAAACCUUCAGCCCUAGAGCAAGAACCUUCACUGACACACUUCGAGUGUGUUUACGCGCUGCGCGUAUUUCUCUCGCGCGGGUACAGUGUGACGGACCAGGUCCUUGUCAACCAGCAUUUCUUUCAAAAACUCCAAGAUAUGGAAGAAGACGAAGAACGAUUCGGUCCGAGGUUUGUCUGCGAAAUACUUCGACGGCUUACCCUGACUGUGGAAAGUAACAGAUUUGCGGACAUCGACACUACACUACGGAAACUACUUGCCAUGAGGGACAUCAUCCUCGAGGCAGAGCAGUCCCAGUACCCGGCUGCCCACCGCAUGGUGCGCCGCGUCUUCGUCACACCGACCCGCCUGAUGUUCAUGCACCCUGAAAUAGUGCGGGAUAACAGAAUCCUUCGGAAGUACGGUGAGGACAACUUUAUGAGGGUGUCCAUUCGGGACGAAGACUUCUGCAAGCUGUCAGCAGUAGGAGGCGAGGAGGAGACGACAUUUACACGUGUCAAAAAAUUCCUUCAGGACGGGCUGUUAGUCGGAGACAGGAAAUACGUAUUCCUAGCUGCCUCUAACAGCCAGCUUAGGGAGCACAACGUCUGGUUCUUCGCUUCAGACGGGAAGAAUACAGCCGAGUCCAUCAGAAAAGACAUGGGAGACUUCUCUGACAUCAAAUGCCCUGCUACCGUGCUUGCACGCAUGGGCCAGUGCUUCUCCAACACCGAGCCAAGUGUGACUGCCCUGAUCUCUGCCGGGGAGGUGGUCAGGAUACCUGAGGUUAAAGGUGGCUAUCCCAACGUCUACUGCUUCUCUGAUGGUAUUGGCAAGAUAUCACAGUCACUGGCACAGAAGGUAAAUGAACGUAGAGCGAUAGGCCGUGGUGAAACAGAAGUACCAUCAGCCUACCAGAUCCGGUACGGAGGAGUCAAGGGUGUGGUGGCAGUGGAUCCAAGUCUCGACAGUGAUGUGAUGGAAGUUCGGCCGAGUAUGAUGAAGUUUCUGUCCUUUGAUCAACAGAUUGAAAUCUGCAUGACCAGUCAUCCAGGUCGACUGUACCUGAACAGGCAGGUGAUCACUAUCCUAUCAGCGUUGGGCGUUCCUGACCAGACCUUUCAGCAGCUCCAAGAGGCAAUGCUGCAGAAUCUGUCCGACAUGCUUGUGAGAGAGGACGUUGCAUUCGAAUCCAUGAAGAGAAGGGCACAGCCACUAGGGUUACCUUUGGGCAGACUGUCCCGUUGUGGACUCCAUGUCACCACAGAACCGUUCUUCAGGGCCAUGCUACAAAAAAUGUUCACCUGCUUCCUCGGAGAACUAAGACGAAGAGCGAGAAUAGAGAUCCCACCCGAGUACGGACGGAACAUGUUGGGUGUCCUGGACGAGACAGGCACACUGGAGUACGGACAAGUCUUCGUCCAAUACACGGAGGAUAUCACAGACAAAGGGGGCCAAACCAAAGUGACAGGAGACGUCGUUGUUACACGGAAUCCGUGUUUCCACCCGGGAGACCUACGGAAACUCAGGGCAGUCGACAUUCCCUCACUGCAUCAUAUGGUUGACGUCAUCGUCUUCCCCUCCAAAGGACCGCGACCGCAUCCAAACGAGAUGUCGGGAGGAGACCUGGAUGGCGACCAGUUCUUCGUCACCUGGUAUCCAGGUUUGAUAUUCCCGAAACCCAAUCAGGGGCCCAUGGACUUCACGGCACAGCCGAAGAAAGAGCUACCAAGUGUCGAAACCCAUGACAUCAUAGAUUUCAUUGUCGAGUACAUUGCAAAUGACAGGCUUGGGCAGAUUGCUAACGCACAUCUCGCUUUUGCGCACACCGAGAAAGAAGGCAUAUUUUCCAGUAAAUGCCUUGGACUAGCUAAAAAGCAUUCCGAUGCAGUCGAUUUUCCAAAGACAGGAGUAUGCCCAACUUUAAAAAUGGAAGAGAGACCUUUGGAGUAUCCAGAUUUUAUGGGCAAGAAGAAAGGGAAGACGUCAAGACGGUCAGAGGCCGUCCAGGGCAAGAUGUACCGGGAGUGUCUUAGGAUUGAACGGGUUUGCAGUCAUCUACAUAAAGACAAGGACACUGGAGGUAAAAAUAUCGAAAUAGACCCAGAUUUCACACAUAAAGACCGUAAACGGUAUGCUGUGUCUUCUCGUCAGGCUAAAGACGACUUCUACGACAAGCUACAGGAUCUGAUGAGUCAGUACGGGAUUGACACAGAAGCUGAGGCCGUAUCGGGAUGCUUCGUCAGAAUGCACCACCACAUGGAAGACCGUUAUGAGAGGUUUGAGGCAGAAAGAAUCGCCAAGGACCGGAUCGCCCAUCUUCGCAAACAGACCAGACAGGAAUUCUUUGCCGAAUUCGGAGGUGAAGACAGCAUAGACUUAGACCAUUGUCCUGAGAAUGUCAUGGCAAAAGCGUCCGCCUGGUACCACGCCUCCUACAGCACGGGUAAUCCCAAUUUGCUCAGCUUCCCAUGGGUGGUGGCAGAUGUUCUAGCUGAGCUGAAGAAAAGAGCAACACGCUCUUCUCCAAUCGUUGAACAGCCAGUCUUCGACAGAAUCACAAGGGAUUUAGAUGAAGUGUACGGGACACAGUUCUACACUACCGUUAUGAAUGUGAUGGGUUCAAGAGAUGACUUACACAGUCGAGUUCUAUCGUACGUACUGAUGUACAUACGGCAGUACGCUACUGCUAUGCACCUAGUUUCCUUUCUCUUGCAAUGGGGAAAGGAUCAAAUGAUUUGGGGUGAACAUUAUUCUCAGAUUAACCAGACAAAUCUACUCUUCCUCUUCGUUGUUAAUGCUGUCAAACAAGGCUUCUUUGAAGAUUUGGGCAUGCCGACAGAAAAUGAAAUUUCAAAACUGCGUGCCUUCAUUCGACGAACAAGGGAAAAUGGUUACUACGACACGCGCUUUAUGCCAGAGGGGAAAUGUGCGGGAGAACUCUGCAUCAGCUUUCUGAGAUACUUGAGUUCUUACGGAUUCCUGGAGACCACCGAGGUUGCUAUUCACGGCAUCUCGCAACUACUGCCCGGUAGCGCCAGAGGGAAUCUCCACGGUAAGGCGCUGGUAGCCUAUCACCUGUUGGCACAAACAGGAGAUAUUCGGCGACUUGCGAGCACUAUGGACACCUACAAGGAAAUCCGAUGGGAUAUGGAAAUACCUCCGAACUUGUGGAGCCAGUACUUCUACAGACACCAGAGGGAGCGGGAACAAGAGCUGUCAAAGGAGACUGGUGCACAGCAGGUUCAUGUCCGUCCACUGAAACGAGUCCCAGGACCGUACCGGGGACAUUUGUCUGCCGUUGGUACAGAGGAAAGCAUCACUGAGCUCCAGCUAGUCAUGGACGACUUGAUUGAUAGAUACAAGAAUAACCACGGACGACCUUGGUCGCGACGUCGGCAAAGUCCCAAAUCUAGAUAG
Molecule: messenger RNA, 4314 nt
Organism: Branchiostoma floridae (Florida lancelet)
Lineage: Eukaryota; Metazoa; Chordata; Leptocardii; Amphioxiformes; Branchiostomatidae
Product: probable RNA-dependent RNA polymerase SHL2
Exons: 9
Coding region: 40-4314 (1424 amino acids)
Biological process (GO): siRNA processing
Cellular component (GO): nuclear RNA-directed RNA polymerase complex
Molecular function (GO): RNA-directed RNA polymerase activity
Source: RefSeq, a predicted model, not a curated record